Argentina anserina (silverweed cinquefoil) is the source of this 1973-nucleotide messenger RNA. Its product is annotated as F-box only protein 8-like. The transcript is spliced from 2 exons. Bases 371 to 1633 code for a protein of 420 amino acids. NCBI's taxonomy places the organism in Eukaryota, Viridiplantae, Streptophyta, Magnoliopsida, Rosales, Rosaceae. The record is from RefSeq and is a predicted model, not a curated record. Gene Ontology annotation, molecular function: protein binding.
UCCAGGGUUAUGUUUGUCAAACCAAAAAGAGAGAGAGAGAGAACUGGAGAAAGAGGUGAAAAUGGAGUCAGGUCAAUCGUCAACCAUUUUUCGCGAUUGAGAUGAAGAUAAAGAUAAUGGCUUUGGAUACAACGGAGCCGGAGCCGGCCUUCAUUUGUUGUUAUUGGGAUUCCAAAAAGGAGCUAACUUUCUACUCUCCGAGUUGUCUCAUCAUCACCAGGUUCAAUCUUUACUCUCCAGCUUGCUUUCUUCCUCAUUUCAGUUUCAUCUUUAGCGUUCAAAAAGGCCUCGAUCAGUGCUUCAUAUCAAUCACUCCGUCGGUCGUUGUGUUCUUCUAUCAGCUGGGUUUUAAGACCUUAAGCUGAACUUGAUGAUGGCUAAAUCAAUAGAUGGUGAGAAGGGACGCUUGUUGAGGCUAGUGGAGGAAAGAUUAUUGAGCAGGAAAACAGAGAAUGAGAAAAAACUACCCCAAGAAACACAUAUCCCUUAUCUCCCUAAAGAUUGCAUUUCAAGCAUCCUUGUACGACUUCCUAUUGAAUCUCUUCAGAGGUCAAGUUUUGUGUGCAAGCCUUGGUAUAGCAUAAUUAAAAACCCCAAAUUCAUUGAUGCUCAUUUCCAGCGGUCUGAAUCUGUUUUGAUUUUUCUAUUGCCAAUAUGGGAAAGGUCAUAUUCUUUUUCCAUGGCAUCUGCUCCAGAACAGAAUCCAAACACUGUCUUAGUUGAAUCAAAACUUCUACCACCAAAUUGUAUCCCUACUUUCAGCAACCUGUCCCUAAACUCUACAAAAUUUUCUGUUCAGUUUCUUGCAAUAAAAAAUGGUAAGGCUGAGAUAGGAGGGUACAGUUUAAGUUGCUUGGGAAGUAUCAGAGCCACAUGCAAUGGUCUAAUUUUGCUUGAUAAUAAAGUUAAGACGGGUGGACUUGUGGUGAUGAAUCCUGUGACCAGGAAGCUGAUUGCACUCCCUCUAGGUACCUUACAUCGUCCAUAUAAUGAAUCUUAUGGUUUUGCAUUGAGUGAUGUAACGGGUGAAUAUAAAAUAGUCCAUUUGUUUCGGGAUGAUUUGGGGUUUGUCAGCUGUGAGAUUUUGAGUCUUUGGGAAAAAGUAUGGAAAGAGGUGAAUGGCCCUUCAUUUGGGCUCUUUGGUUGGUUUGGAUAUGCACCUAUUUCGGCAAUCGGAGCUUUGCACUGGAUUCCUCAGGUUGAUCGGAGCGAUUACAUUGUUUCUGUGGAAGUACACAAGGAACUGUUUCACCAAAUACCACUCCCCAGAAGUUGCAGAACUCAUGACAGGAUUAUUGAAAUGGCAGGUGCAUUGGGUUUUGUCAUUCAUCAGGAUAUAAACUGCAUUGACAUCUGGAUGUUGAAGGGUCUCUACGGGGAAGUCUGGACAAAGUAUCACAGUAUCACAGUGGGUUCUGUUAUAGACAUGAUUCCUUAUUUCACUUUGAGGAUCAAGGGAGAUAUUAUUUUUAAGAGAGACGAAGAUGGCUCGCUAUAUGCUUAUGACUUUCAGCAGCAAGACUUGACAAAGGUUGAGAUAGUAAGGAAUUGCAUGCUAACCUCUUCUGCAUGCCUACCUCAUGUCAACAGCCUCAUAUCUUGGAUGGAUGAAAGUUCGGACAUGCACGAAUGACUUUGACUUUGUCAGCUGCAUUUGGACAGAUUGUAUGCGACAGAUCUCAAGCUAUUAUUCCUUUUCUAAUUUUACACUGUCAAUAGGUGAUAGAUAAGAUAGUAGACAUUAAUCCUAAUGCUUCAUUUUAGAUGGAUUUGGCUAUAGGCUCUUUGAUGAUGAAUUGAUAGGCUUCAAUAAGUGAUAUAUUGUCCCUCAGGAAUUGAAGAAGCAAACUCUGCUAUAUUUUCUGUGAGAUAGCUAGGAGUUUUUUUAGUUGUAAAUAGGUUCCUGCCUGUUUUUUUUUUUAAUUUGCUAUGCAUAAAUAAAUGUGUGCUCCCUUUAUCCAGGCUUUUUUAUU